Messenger RNA from Metarhizium brunneum ARSEF 3297, 366 nucleotides. NCBI's taxonomy places the organism in Eukaryota, Fungi, Ascomycota, Sordariomycetes, Hypocreales, Clavicipitaceae. The record is from RefSeq and is a predicted model, not a curated record.
AUGUACGUCUUCUCUGCAGAUGUUUGCCUCGGAGACAACGACGUCGGUGAACUUCGAAACGAUGGCAGGACCAUCAUCUGCCAUGGCCGGCCUGGGGUGUCGAAUACACCGGCCGAGUUUGCGGCCAAGACGAACACUCGGUGCAAGUCUCCUGCGCGGAUCUCAUCGGCGUGCAACGCAUCACCUUUGCCGCAUGGAAUUGAUACGGGACAGAGACUUGAUCUCCUGGCGUCCAGCUGUAUCACCAGUGCACCGCCAUCCGUCAACUGGCAACAGCUUCACUUCAUCUUUCUCUCCAGCUACAUGCCCAGCCAUGGCAUGGGGACUGCUACUAGCUUACUACUGUCCAAUGCGGUAGCAAUGUAG